Trichosurus vulpecula (common brushtail) is the source of this 657-nucleotide messenger RNA. RefSeq names its product histone H3-like. The transcript is spliced from 3 exons. Bases 1 to 657 code for a protein of 218 amino acids. Gene Ontology annotation, molecular function: DNA binding; structural constituent of chromatin; protein heterodimerization activity. Gene Ontology annotation, cellular component: nucleosome. The record is from RefSeq and is a predicted model, not a curated record. NCBI's taxonomy places the organism in Eukaryota, Metazoa, Chordata, Mammalia, Diprotodontia, Phalangeridae.
AUGGCCCGUACCAAGCAGACCGCCCGUAAGUCCACCGGUGGCAAGGCUCCCCGCAAGCAGCUGGCCACCAAGGCUGCCCGCAAGAGUGCCCCAGCCACUGGCGGCGUGAAGAAGCCUCACCGCUACCGGCCUGGCACCGUGGCUCUUCGGGAGAUCCGGCGCUACCAGAAGUCGACGGAGCUGCUGAUCCGCAAGCUGCCGUUCCAGCGCCUGGUGCGGGAAAUCGCUCAGGACUUCAAGACGGACCUGCGCUUCCAGAGCUCGGCCGUCAUGGCCCUGCAGGAGGCUAGCGAGGCGUACUUGGUGGGGCUGUUCGAAGACACGAACCUAGCUAUAACCAUCAUCAUGUCUGGGAGAGGAAAAGGAAGCAAAGGGCUGGGCAAAGGGGGUGCCAAGCGGCACGGGAAGGUGCUCCGCGAUAACAUCCAAGGCAUCACCAAGCCUGCCAUCCGCCGCCUGGCUCGGCGCGGCGGCGUCAAGCGUAUCUCGGGACUCAUCUACGAGGAGACCCGCGGCGUGCUGAAGGUGUUCCUGGAGAACGUGAUCCGGGACGCCGUCACCUACACCGAGCACGCCAAGAGGAAGACUGUCACUGCCAUGGACGUGGUCUACGCUCUCAAGCGCCAGGGCCGAACCCUCUACGGCUUCGGCGGCUAA